Messenger RNA from Rhinocladiella mackenziei CBS 650.93, 489 nucleotides. RefSeq lists its product as uncharacterized. The record is from RefSeq and is a predicted model, not a curated record. NCBI's taxonomy places the organism in Eukaryota, Fungi, Ascomycota, Eurotiomycetes, Chaetothyriales, Herpotrichiellaceae. The transcript is spliced from 2 exons. Bases 1 to 489 code for a protein of 162 amino acids.
AUGGGCAUCUUCAAUUUCCUUUCCAACUUUCGCAAAUCCAACUUGAUCAGCCUCUUUCUGCGCACCUUGCAAUUGAUCGACGGCCUGGUGGUCAUCGGUCUGUAUGGCGUUGACCUCAACAAAGCCAACAAGGAAGAUAAGUACUCGGACCAAAAAUGGGUCUAUGCCGUGACCGUCGGAUCUAUCGCCGCCAUCUCAGCCGUCUUGUACUCCCUGGCCUCCAUAUUCCUGCCGUAUCGCACAGUCGCACUCUUGUUCGCGUGGGACUGGAUGGUUGCGAUCCUCUUCGCGGCACAAUCGGGCAUCUUUGGCACAAUGUACUUGAACGAGAAGACGGAGAUGGAGGGUGGGAUUUAUCGCAUGAAGGUGGCGGCCGGCUUUGAUCUGGCUGGGUUGGUACUGUGGUUUAUCACGGCCGUGAUAGGGACUUGGUGGAUUUUGACUGAGAAAAGAAACACCGCGCCUGUUCCCGAGGACAGAAAGACAUAG